Molecule: messenger RNA, 2585 nt
Organism: Cuscuta campestris
Lineage: Eukaryota; Viridiplantae; Streptophyta; Magnoliopsida; Solanales; Convolvulaceae
Source: the annotation of a GenBank genome assembly
AACAAGUUUUUACACUCAUUUUUUUUUAUCAACAACAAUACAGGUGUCCGUGUGUCUAAACUUCGAAGAUCCAACGCACUCCCAUUUGGAUAUUGCUGCAAUGGAAGGCUAAUCCUCGAGUCCUUGAAAUUAGCGAAGUGAAGAAGAUAGCGAGAGAUGGCUACUAAUCGAAAUUCAAAUCCCAGGGCUCUGCAAGUUUUCUGCAUCGGAACGGCUGAUACGAAGCUCGAGGAGCUCAGAUUUCUCUCCGAUGCCGUCCGAUCCAGUCUCGGCAGUUUCUCCAUUAACUCUUCCUCCAAGGUGGAUGUCACAGUGGUGGACGUCUCUACUGGCAGCCAUGAAAUUAGUGGGUGUGGGGAUUUCGAGUUUGUUUCUAGAAAACAUGUACUUUCAUUCUAUUCUGGAACGGAGCAAUCUGCAGAGCUUCCGGAGGACAGAGGCAAAGCUAUUGCAAUCAUGACUAAAGGGCUUGAGAAUUUCCUCAUUGGAGCUCAGAAUGACAAAGUUUUUGCUGGAGUUGUUGGUCUAGGGGGCAGUGGAGGGACGUCUAUGUUGUCUUCUGCCUUCCGCUCUCUUCCAAUUGGGAUCCCUAAAGUGAUUGUGUCAACCGUGGCCAGCGGUCAAACUGAACACUAUAUUGGAACAUCCGACUUGGUAUUAUUUCCGUCUGUAGUGGAUAUUUGUGGGAUCAACAGUGUUAGCAGGGUUGUUCUAUCCAAUGCUGGUGCCGCAUUUGCUGGUAUGGUGGUUGCAAGAAUUCACAGCCUUAAAGAAUCCCGCGCUGUUGAUGAGAAGUUUACUGUUGGAAUUACAAUGUUUGGUGUUACUACUCCGUGUGUUAAUGCUGUUAAAGAAAGGUUGACUAAAGAAGGAUAUGAUACCUUGGUUUUUCAUGCCACUGGGGUCGGGGGAAGGGCCAUGGAGGAUCUGGUCAAAGGAGGAUUCAUACAAGGUGUAUUAGACAUCACUACAACUGAGGUUGCAGAUUACCUUGUUGGAGGUGUUAUGGCUUGUGAUGGUUCUCGCUUUGAUGCAAUAUUAGAGAAUAAGAUUCCUUUAGUUCUAAGUGUGGGAGCCUUGGAUAUGGUAAAUUUUGGUCCAAAAAGUUCCAUACCUUCUGGUUUUCAGCUAAGGAAGAUUCACGAGCACACCGAACAGGUUUCUCUUAUGCGUACUACUAUGGAUGAAAAUAAGAAAGUUGCCGCCUUUAUAGCAGACAAAUUGAAUAAAUCGUCAUCAAAGGUGUGCGUUUGCUUGCCAGAGAAAGGUAUUUCUGCAUUGGAUGCCCCAGGGAAACCGUUUUAUGAUCCUCAAGCAACUGGAUGCCUUUUUAAUGAGCUACAAAGACUUGUUCAGAUAAAUGAAGAUCGUCAGGUUAAAACGUUUCCUUAUCAUAUUAAUGACAUGGAGUUUGCAAAUGCAUUGGUUGAUUCAUUCUUAGACAUCUCUGUGAAACCAAAAGUUGUAGAUACUUCCCAAGCAACCUUUGAGUCCAGCAAAGAAGCUAAUCUUGUUGGUCAUACAAAGUUCUCAAGCAAAGAAAGUCUUUACUCAUGUCCAAGUGACUUCCCCAAUGCAAAACAAGUGGAUCCAAUGCUAGAGGAGUUUGGGAGAAGUAUCAAUGGGACACUACAGGUUCCCAUUUGGCCAGGCCGUGGAAAAAAUAUCCCCUUCAAGAAAGAGAAAUUAUCUGCAAGGACUGGUCACAAGCACGCAGCUCGCUCAAAAUCUACAGCCAAGAGACUGGCAAGUGAGAUGAUCAUCGGGCCCGAGCCGAAUAAAAAGCUAUGCAGGGAAGAGACUUCUGUUGUUGCUUCCCCAACCGGUGAAAUGGCUGCUUUUUCGACUGAUCAAGUGGCGGAGGCACUCAAGAUUCAUCUCUGCAAGGCUUCCAUUUUUGGGGCCGAGCUCCACAUCCGGUCCACCAUGAUUCCCCAUGAGAAAAAGGCCGCUCUAGACAUUGGGAAGACACCUACUCAGCUUGCUGAGGAGGCUGAACAGAAACUCAAAGCCGAGCAGUCAGCACGGUUGGCUGCCGAAGAGCAACUAAAAGUCGAAAGGGAGGCUCGGCUUGCAAUUGAGGCCAGACUGGCAACCGAACGGGAAACUGCCGUUGCAGAGUACAAGGCUGGGGGUUUCCAAGAUGACGCACUGGAGUUCGCUCGGACCAACCAUGAUCGGGUUAUUGAAGCUGUGCUAACGAGUCCAAAAGAAGCGAUCCACUUCUUCAAUAGGCUUCAAGAGAAUGAGAUUGGACGGUUGAUGUUAUUGAAGAUGGGGGCUUAUGGGUUCUUGAAGGGGCGGAAAUCAGAGAGGUCUGAGCUAUAUGAAGUUCUGAAAGAAUCUGUCAAAAAUUUCAACCCGACUAACUACGACCUGCCCGAGGCCUUCACAGUUGAGCCAGUCUAUCCAUUCCUCAACCUGCCCAAUUAGCAAUAGAGUAUAAUAGUAGCUUGUGCUAGGGAAAAAUGUUUCCCCUGUUUUGUGCUUUCACUUUUUGCUAUGGACGUGGCCAACAUGUUUUUCCUUCUUUUAUUGAGAUAUGUAUUUUUUGUUUGAUUGCAAUAUGGAUUUAGCAACAUGGG